AUGGAAAGUCAGUGUCUGGCUUGUGGAAUGCCGAUUGGCUGGCCUCCCCUUCAUUUCCCCGAUCCAGCAUCAAAUAUUGCUGAGAUCUUCGACGAACGCAAUCCUCGCGCGUGGCUGAGCAUCUUUCGCGUCAUUAUCAUUGAAUGGAAGGAUGAUAGUCUCAGAGCUGAAUACCGUCUGACCGGCUCUGGCGUGAUCGAUGCAUACCACGGGUCCUAUUUCUAUUGCCCCCCCGACCCGAAUAUCGAGUGGAGGUACUAUCGCCAUAACACAAAUGGAUACGAUAGGGACCGCUUGGAACGGUACUGCAUAGAUGAGUGGCUACAUGACGCUGAGAUUAUUAUUCCCGCUUUGCUGCUAGAACCACUUAUGCCUGCGCCAAAACGUAAGCGCGGCUUUCCAAUCCAUGACCGCUGCUGGCGGUUUGCGCAGUAUAUUAUGGGGGAGGAUGUGCGAGGUGAUAUCCAGAAUCUGUUGCUUGCCAUGCGAGUCGCGUGGAAUGCCGAUCUGUUCCCAUUCGGACUGGAUCGCAGACUCCGAAGAUAUUCUCAUUGGUGUUUGGAAUUCCCUUACUGUUUCACCCUUGGUUACUGCCGACAGAGAGAUCGCCCUUGUCGUAUUGAUGCCUAUUGGAACCCGAAUGCCAACCCGGAGCUGGAAUACACGGAGUAUGAUCCAAUAUGGAUCCCGGAGCUUAGGAGGGCCGUCGAGGAGUGUCGGCUGGACAAUUCGCAGAAGCAAACUACACCCACCAUGCCGGUCGAGUCACCAUAUCUCCCGCUAGAGCUUAAAUUAUGUAUUCUGGACCACCUGCCUUUCAACGACAUGGUGGUAACUCUGGAAGCCACGGGGUGGAAGCUACCCAGCACCUACUGCCGUGGCUUCAUUUCACAAGAACUGAUGAUUGAGAUAGAGGAAGUCACGGUUGGUCCUUCGUCGCUAUCGGAGUUUGAUUGGACCAAGCUUCUGAUCCUCGAAGGAAAACGAGACAUGCCGCGUUAUAACGGUCUACGCAGCCGUAGAAGAAUCAUGGAUGUAAUGAAUCGUCACAAAAUUGCCUAUGAUGACAUACGGACUGCGAGCACACAAACAUGA
Messenger RNA from Aspergillus steynii IBT 23096, 1095 nucleotides. RefSeq lists its product as uncharacterized. The record is from RefSeq and is a predicted model, not a curated record. The transcript has a single exon. The coding region runs from base 1 to 1095 and encodes 364 amino acids. Lineage: Eukaryota; Fungi; Ascomycota; Eurotiomycetes; Eurotiales; Aspergillaceae.